CGCGCUCCUGUUUCGGGACGGUCUCUUUGUGGUUAGCUCACAGCUAAAGCUGAAAGGGUUUGCAAAAAUGUCUAAAAGCCAAGACGAGACGAGUCCCUUAUCGAGUCCUCGGCCCAGUCUGAACCAUGGUCUGAAGCAGGAAAUCCCAGAGACUAUACAGAUUAAAGAAGAGCCAGAGGAACAGAGCAUCAAAGAGGAGGAAGAGCAGCUACCAGUAUGUGUCCAAGAGUACUUUGCUGUGGUUGUGAAGACAGAAGAGUCUUCACUGCUUCAACAAACGGAGCCCAAAAAGGAAACACAGGGAGAGGACAUCAGCGCACAGCCACAGUUACACUCAGAGACGGAGGGAGACACAGAGCACUCUUCUGACACUGAUAAUGAAGAAGACUGGAGAGCUCCAUUCAGCUGGUCCGAUGAUGAAGACCAGAUUGGGGCAAUAAGCACCACUGCACAAAACUCAGGUCUUUCCCCCGAAUACAAGUCUGCACCAGAGACCAGUGCCACUGUGAGCAAUGGAGACAAGUCAGAAACAGCCGAGGGAGCUAAAGGCAAGACACAGCAGUGCCCUUUUUGUACCAAAAUAAUAAAAGGGAGUUUAGAGAGACAUAUUAGAAUUCAUACAGGAGAGCGACCUUACAGCUGUUCAACUUGCAAUAAGACAUUUGCCAAUAAGUAUUAUUUACGUGUCCAUAUAAGAAUUCACACAGGAGAACGACCUUACAGCUGUUCAAUCUGUAACAAAACGUUUUACCAGGUAAGUGCUUUAAAUGUUCACAAGAGAACACAUUCAGGCGAAAAACCAUUCAGCUGUUCAAUCUGUGAGAAAGACUUUACCCAGCUCUCUGGACUGCAACGCCAUCAGAAUAAGCACUUGGAAGAAAAACCAUUCAGCUGUUCUGUCUGUAAUCAGACAUUUCUAAAUAGGGCUAGGCUAGUUGUACAUAGUAAAAUACAUACUGGAGAGACACCUGUCAGCUGUUCAGUCUGUGAGAAAACAUUUCCUGAUAACUCUGCUCUACGUGUACACACAAGAACACAUACAGGAGAGAGACCUUUCAGCUGUUCAACCUGUAACAAAACCUUUCACACAAUGGGUAAUCUAAAGACUCAUAAUAGAACACAUUCAGGUGAAAAACCAUUCAGCUGUUCCAUCUGCAAGAAAGAAUUUACCAACCAAACUGGACUGAGAGGCCAUAUGAGACUGCACACUGGAGAGAAACCAUUCAGCUGUUCCAUCUGUAAUAAGACAUUUUCCCACAAAGGCCAUCUAAAGGCUCAUAAAAGGCUUCAUACAGGCGAAAAACCAUUUAGCUGUUCAAGCUGCGAGAAAUCUUUUUCCACUGCAACUCAUCUACGUUUACAUACAAGAACACACACAGGAGAGAGACCUUACAAAUGUUCAGACUGUGACAAAACCUUUUCCCAAAAAAGUUCUCUAACUGCUCAUAGGAGAACGCACACAGGUGAGAAACCGUACAGUUGUUCUAUCUGUAAUAAAGACUUUUCCCAACUCAAUGGACUGAAAUACCAUAUGAAAUGCCACACAAGAGGAAAGUCCUUCAGCUGUUCAGUCUGCAACAAAACAUUUUCCCACAGGCGUAAGCUAAAUAAACACAGAAAAACCCACACGGCCAUAAUCACUGAAGACACUCCCAAAGAGAAACCAUUCAGCUGCACAGAGCAAGACUGACGCUUUACUGCUAUGUUCAUGUUAGAACAUUCAGCAUUCCCACAUGUCCUCAAAAUCCUGGAAAACCUUGAAAAUCACUGGCCUGUUUUCCAGACAUGGAGAACACACAGAAAAAGACAACAUGUUGAAAUGUCGUGGAAAAUGACUCUACAUGUGUCCUUGUUUUGAUUUGAUAGACUAUUGGAUAUACAUACAAAACUGGAUAUCAAAUGAAUAGACUGUUGCUGCCAUCAUCUCCACAGUAAACACAGUAAAUCUACUAUGAGUACAAGCCUAGGUCCACAGUAUAUCUGUUCUCCAUAUAAUUUCAGUUCUACCAUAAGAAAAUGUUUUAUGUUGAUCUAUAUGUCUGAAUAUAUAAUGCAAUUAUACCACAUUGGAAAAUAUGUGUGAAUUGUUUGUCUUCGUGUCUAAUUAAUUUGCAAUCACUGUGGACUUUGGGUAUAGCUUUAGAUUACAUAUUUAUUAAAAACUUUAUCAAAAGGGGUAAUAUAUUUGUAGACACUAGCAUUGUCAAAAGUAUUGAAAAUCAGAUACUAGUCAAUGCUGAGUAAUAUUGGAACUAGAUACUCAUUUGAGCAGGUAUCAAUACUAAAAAAGUCACAUUCACAGGACAGAAAUGAGCCUUUCCUGAAUAGUUUUAGAAUGAUCUAGAGCUGCAUCAGAACAAGUAUAAGACACACAGACUAGUAUAUGCCCCUGUACCAUCACGGAACCUAUCUGGACACUACCAUUUAAUGCUGAAAAUCACAAUCUGUUGUCUAAAUAAAGAGUGUUAUUAUU
Messenger RNA from Periophthalmus magnuspinnatus, 2473 nucleotides. Its product is annotated as gastrula zinc finger protein XlCGF57.1-like. Gene Ontology annotation, molecular function: DNA-binding transcription repressor activity, RNA polymerase II-specific. Gene Ontology annotation, biological process: negative regulation of transcription by RNA polymerase II. Lineage: Eukaryota; Metazoa; Chordata; Actinopteri; Gobiiformes; Gobiidae. The record is from RefSeq and is a predicted model, not a curated record. The transcript has 2 exons. The coding region runs from base 68 to 1690 and encodes 540 amino acids.